AACCACCAAAUAUUAUCGAGUAGUAAAUGGCAGUAGUUUGUGUACCAAACACAAGUCAAACUUAAAAUAUAUCAUCAUAUCCAUACGUCAAAUUAGUGGUCAUUAGGCGCACAUCCUUGUUACAAUAUUUUAUUGUGCAUUGUGCAAUUUGUGCAUGAAAACAUGACCAUCAAGCGGAAACAAGGGGAGCUUUGUAAAACAACCAAAAAAGUGAUUAAUUAAUAAUAACAAAGAACAGGUAAAGUCAAAUGGCAUGAACUAAGAAACUUUGACACAAUUCAGGAACAUAGGUUUCAAGGCAAUUGAGUUCUUGAUAUAUUGAAAGCAAAAUACAUGAUCAAAGUUCAACACUACCCGAACACAAUUUCAUGCUGCAUCUUUCAUUAAGUUGUGAAUAUCAUUUAGUGUUCCACUUGUUUGAAACGUAGAUAGCAUAUGAUUCACAAUCGUACCAAAUUUAUUUAAUUAGCAUAUGUAUUAGAUCAUAUGCUAAUUAAAUAGCUUUUAAAUAAUUUUCGAAUAUUCAUCUUACUGGCGAUAUUCUUCAUGAAUCAUUAACCCAAUAAACCUACUUUUCUUUAAUAAAGGAUGUGUCGCAGAGAAUUUUUUUGGUCGUUGCAUAUGUUUAGUAAAUAAAUACGUGGAAGUGCAUAUGUACGCAAUACGCUCAAUAAUAAUAAAAGAGUUUUACUAUUCUCCUAACUUUUAACGAACAUCCAGCAUCCGGUCGUCGUGGUUGUUGCAGCCCAAAAUCGCCGCAAAGACUCAUUUAUUUUACGAUUGAAGAUUAUUUUAUUAUUAUACAAUGCAACUCACGUGAUAUUACAUAUUCAAGAUUCCACAUAUUACUUGUACCACAAUUGUACUAUCCUGCCCUACACGAAGGCAAGCAACUGCAUACAGACUGGUUCUGAAUCUGACUUUAUUAUUGUGUACGCAUAACUAACCUUAUAUCACCAUUAUUAUGUAUUUCCUUACCUUCUCAGGUUAAUUUUGCACAUUAUUAACUCGCAUGCACCUGCAAGAAGACAUGAAGACGAAAGUUGAAGGCUGCUGCUGUGACUGAGCCUCCCAUUCAUGUUCUCUCAAAGACUUCCACAACAAAAUAGAGAGGUAGCAACAUACAUAACUUUAUUCCCAAACUCUUCAGAAUCUCAGAGCAAAACAAUUUUAUGCCACGCAUAAUCUAUCAUGCGAAACUGUAACGUUUGGCUUAUUUUAUGGGAAACAAUCAGCUCAACAUUUUACAUAUUUACACUUUCUAUAAAUUAAGCAACAUGUUAAAGUGAUAUUAUCCGGCUGUGAUGUGAUUUGAAAUCUCGAGUGAUUUUAAAAUCUUUAAAACUUUAUCAAACGAACCACAAGAACCGAAAAAAUGGAUACCAGAGGAUCAUUUCCUCACCAAUCUGGGGAACAAGAGGGACUUGCUUCGUUGUGUGAAAUUGGGGAUCCGAUAAUGAAGACAAAUAAAAAGUUUAGUGCAACGAGUUACACAAGUUCGACCAGAUUUCAAAGAUUUGUAAUUUCAUUCACUGGUUCCGUGGAGAAUUUUUUCUAUAGAUGGGGAUACGGAGUGGCAAGUCAUCCUUACCAAACCCUGACAGCGUGCCUCUUGUUCACUUUAAUUUGUAGCAUGGGACUUAUGAAUUUCACAUAUGAGGACAGGCCGGAUAAACUUUUAAUUUCUCAAACGUCUCAACUUGCAUAUCACACAGAUUGGCUAAGGAACAAUUUUCCUUCUCCUGUGAGGUUUAGCGUUGUGAUUUUCGGCGCAGAUAACGUUUUAACGCCUCAGGUGUUUUCAAAGAUCAUGGACGUACAAGAGCGAAUAGAAAACAUUACUGUUAAAGGGCGCAAGUGGAAUGAAAUUUGUUUCAAGUUGCCAGUUACGAAAGGGAUCACUGUGAACUCGAGAAAACGCCGCAAUUUGGAAAGUAGCUUUGAGGAUGACUUUUUUAACUCAGAUAUAAAUAGUAAUGACGACGAGUCAAUCAACAAUACCAGAAACGAUGCAAAACAAAAUGACCCUUACUACGAUUCCAUGCUUAGUAUUGAUGACGAUAUAUAUUGCGAAUUUGUGGAGAGUUUGGACAGUGCAUGUUGGCAAAUCAGUCCACUGGAAUUGUGGGAGUUCAACAGAACGAUAAUUGAUAAUUUAACCCAAGACGAAAUUAUCCGAAAAAUCAAUCAUGAGAAAAUUAGUCCAAUAUUUGGGAGGCCUGUCAACUUCACAACGGAGUUGGGUGGAAAAAUUACAAAAAACGAUAAAGGGGAAGUCAUUGGAGCCACGUCAAUUAUGGUACUUUGGUCGAUAAGUGUAAAUAAGACGGCGUUAAAGACCGGCCAAGCAGUUAGAGACGACGGUACAGGUGAGCUUGCAGACGAAAUUUCCUUGGCAUGGGAGAAAGAGUGGCUUGCAGCAAUGGAACAAUAUGAUGCUACCAUUAACAAAAGCGCUUUGAGUUUCAACUAUGUUUCCGGCCGAAGUUUUGGAGACGUGUAUAAACAGACCAUGUACAACGACAUGAAGAUUGUAAUUCUUGGCUAUGCCGUCAUGUUUGUUUAUGUCGGAUUAAUGCUUGGGAGAUUUAACAUGAUUGAACAAAGGCCUUACUUAUCAUUGGCUGGCAUAAGCUGUGCUGCUCUUGCUGGACUAGUGACUUGUGGCAUUUGCUCCACGUUCGGUCUAGCAUUUGGGAAUGUUAACAAAGUUUUGCCUUUUUUACUCCUCGGGGUCGGUGUCGACGACAUGUUUGUGAUAAUGCAAUGCUGGAAAAAUCUUUACCCCAAUGUUUUAGCGAAAAAAUACAAAGAAUCAAUUCCUCAACGAAUUGGUAUAUCUCUAAGAACGGCUGGAGCCAGUAUUACCGUCACAUCGUUAACAGAUAUGGCUGCUUUUGCAGUCGGAGCAACUACAGUCCUACCCGGAUUGAAGUCAUUCUGUAUUUACUCUGCUGUAGGAAUCAUUGCCGUUUUCUUCUUUCAAGUUACAUUUUUUAUAGCGUGCCUUGCAAUUGAUCAAAAGCGACUGGAAAAUCGACGAAAUGCAUUUAUAUUUUGGAAGCAGUACACAGAGGCAGAUUAUGUUCCUAACAAAUGGAGUCAAAGCAGUUAUAUUCAAAUAUUCUUUGAGAAAAUAUUGACCAAAGUUAUUCUUUCAACUCCAGGAAAGGUGUGCGUACUAUUAAUUACCUUAAUGUUCCUGGGAAUUAACACGAAUGGUAACCUGAGGCUUCGACAAGAAUUCGACCCAAUGUGGUUUCUUGCACAGGAAUCCCACAUUGUAAAAUAUAUCAACGCCAAAAAGGUGUACUAUCCAUACACGGGAUUUAACGGAUUCAUUGUGGCAGAUCAAGUCAAUUGGACAGCUAGUUUUCCGGGCUUUGAAAACUUUGUUCGAAAAAUGAAAGAUGCAGACGCCAUAUUUUUAUUUGACCCUUGGUACGACGACUUUAAAAAGUAUUCCAACAGAAAUUUCAAAACAGAUAUUCCAAACAAGCAAAUUACUCCAGAAAAGUUUCAGAGAUAUUUAGGGAAAUUUCUAUUUAGUCGCGUCGGGUCAAAGUACAGACAGUAUUUUAGAGCUGAAAAGGAACUCACUUGUGGACAACGGGCUUCUCCGAUUGAAAUAUCCAUGAUGCCAUUCAAAUUUAAAUAUUUCCGAGGCAGAGAUGAACAUAUCCCUGGAAUGAAUUCACUUAAAACCCUUGUGAAAAAUGCGGACAUGAAAUUUAACAAUGGAUCAGGUGGACGACUUUUUCCUUGGAGUUCCGUGUUUGUCAGCUGGGAGACCGAUGAGAUUAUUACUGAUGAACUGUAUAGGAACGUCACUUUAUCUCUGAUAUGCGUCCUCAUUACAAUAUUUUUCCUUCUAUUUAACUUUCGGGUUUGCUUAUUUUGCGGAAUAUGCGUAAUCUUCACUGUCAUCGAUGUUGGUGGGGUCAUGUAUUAUUGGGGGCUCAGUAUUGAUACGAUAACGACGGUGGCAAACGUCGUUGCAAUCGGUCUUUGCGUUGAUUACGCAGCUCAUAUUGGACUGGCGUUCUUAAUGUCCACCGGGAGUAAAGAUGAGCGUGCAACCAAAGCGUUGACGGAUAUUGGUCCAGCCGUUUUGAACGGAGGGUUUAGCACAUUCUUGGGCAUCAUACUUUUAGCAAACUCAGAAACUCAUGCAUUGCAAUCAUUCUUUAAGGUCUUGACCGCGGUAGUGUUUUUUGGAUUAUGGCACGGUUUAAUAUUCCUUCCUGUGCUGUUGAGUCUCGUGGGACCAGAUCCUUACCCAGUAACAAUUUUGGUGUCAAAAGGAACUCAUGGACCUGUUCCACCGGCAGAUCACGAGGCUCCAGUGAAUAUGAAAAAUGAAAACAUAGAAUGGCUUCCUCUAUCUCAAACAACGAAUACUUGCGACGAUAUUAAUGCAACAAAGGGAAAUGGAAAGGUUUAAUUGUCAACAAAUUGUUAUAUAAUAGCUAGUCGAAAAUGUUUGUGAUAUAUUAUUAUUUAAUUUGAAAUACAUGAAACUGUUAUUAUUCCGUCCUAACCUCCA
Folsomia candida is the source of this 4546-nucleotide messenger RNA. RefSeq names its product protein patched homolog 1. Bases 1376 to 4444 code for a protein of 1022 amino acids. The transcript is spliced from 26 exons. Lineage: Eukaryota; Metazoa; Arthropoda; Collembola; Entomobryomorpha; Isotomidae. The record is from RefSeq and is a predicted model, not a curated record. Gene Ontology annotation, cellular component: membrane.